UUCGAGGUUGAUUCACUGUGAUAUUCCCAGGGCGCAGGACAGUGCCAGGCACCAGGCAGACGCUCGCACACGUUGGCUGGAUGAAUGAAAGGUGAGCAGAAAAGGCGAUACCUGGAGGAGUCCAAGGGCGAGAUUGGAGGAGCAGGAGAAUAGGACUGUGCGGAGCCUACGGGAAGAAUCCGAAAGUCCCUGUGCAGUGGGAGUCUGAGAAAGGAGACCGGCCGUGUGAUCAGAAGGGCGGAGUUCUUUGUCUGAGUUCCACGGAAGGCAGAAUGGGCUGAGCUGGGACUGACCUAAAUGUCGACCAAAGGAGUGGUUUUCACCUUGAAAGUCACUGCCGGACUAGUUCCUGGUGAGAAAUAAUCCAGAGCAGGAAGAGCCUGCAUGUCCUCUUUGGCUGCAGGAGGAGGUUACUGUACGUGCUGUCUGAGGCUUGUCUCUACUCCAUCAGUGGGCGAGACUCCGUGAAGUCGUCCAGCAUGCUCUGCCCACCCCACGCCGAGGCGCACUGACCAUGAGCCUCAACUUCUCCCUCGGCCACAGGAAGGAGCUGAGUAAUCUCACUGAGGAGGAGGGCGGCCCCGGGGGUGGCGGCAUCACUGAGUUCAUCGCCAUCAUUAUCAUCACCAUUUUCGUCUUCCUGGGCAACCUGAUCAUCGUGGUCACAUUGUACAGAAAGUCCUACCUCCUCACCCUCAGCAACAAGUUCGUCUUCAGCCUGACCCUGUCCAACUUCCUGCUGUCUGUGUUGGUGCUGCCUUUCGUGGUGACCAGCUCCAUCCGGAGGGAAUGGAUCUUUGGCGUGGUCUGGUGCAACUUCUCCGCCCUCCUCUACCUGCUGAUCAGCUCGGCCAGCAUGCUCACCCUCGGGGUCAUUGCUGUCGACCGCUACUAUGCUGUCCUGUACCCCAUGAUGUACCCCAUGAAGAUCACGGGCAACCGAGCCGUCAUGGCACUUGCCUACAUUUGGCUUCACUCCUUCAUCGGCUGCCUGCCGCCUCUGUUUGGCUGGUCAUCGGUGGAGUUUGACGAGUUCAAGUGGAUGUGUGUGGCUGCGUGGCACCGGGAGCCUGGCUAUACCGCCUUCUGGCAGAUCUGGUGUGCCCUGUUCCCCUUUCUGGUCAUGCUGGUGUGCUAUGGUUUCAUCUUCCGCGUGGCCAGGGUCAAGGCACGCAAGGUGCACUGUGGCACCGUGGUCAUUGUGGAGGAGGACGCGCAGAGGAACGGGAGGAAGAACUCCAGCACCUCCACCUCCUCCUCAGGCAGUAGGAAGAACGCCUUUCAGGGUGUGGUCUAUUCGGCCAACCAAUGCAAAGCCCUCAUCACCAUCCUGGUGGUCAUUGGUGCCUUCAUGGUCACCUGGGGCCCCUACAUGGUUGUCAUCACCUCUGAGGCCCUCUGGGGGAAGAACUAUGUCUCUCCGACCCUGGAGACCUGGGCCACGUGGCUGUCCUUUACCAGUGCCAUCUGCCACCCCCUGAUCUAUGGACUCUGGAACAAGACGGUUCGCAAGGAACUACUGGGCAUGUGCUUUGGGGAUCGGUAUUACCGGGAACCGUUUGUGCAGCGGCACAGGACUUCCAGGCUCUUCAGCAUUUCCAACAGGAUCACAGACCUGGGCCUGUCCCCACACCUCACGGCGCUCAUGGCAGGCGGGCAGCCCCUGGGGAACAGCAGCAGCACUGGUGACACCGGCUUCAGCUGCUCUCAGGACUCAGGCACGGAUGUGAUGCUGCUGGGGGACUACCCGUCUGAGGAGACCCCGCCCUCCCACUGCACUUGCCCACCCAAGAGGAGGAGCUCGGUGACCUUCGAGGAUGAAGUGGAGCAGAUCAGAGAAGCUGCCAGGAACCCUGUUCUUCACGUGAGAGCCGAAGUGCACAAGUCCUUGGACAGUUACGCGGCCAGCUUGGCCAGAGCCAUAGAGGCCGAGGCCAAGAUGAACUUAUUUGGGGAGGAGGCUUUGCCCGGGGUCUUGCUGGCCGCACGGACCGUCCCGGGGGCUGGCUUCGGGGGCCGCCGAGGCAGCAGGACCCUGGCCGGUCAGAGGCUGCAGCUGCAGAGCAUCGAAGAGGGCAACGUUCUAGCUGCACAACAGAGAUGAGGGCCUCCGGGUGGACCGUCCCUGGAGGGAGGCCCGUUACCGUGCAUGCCGAGGCCCUGGGAGCAGCCUCUGGUGUGCAGCCAUCAGAAAAAAACACUGAAAACAA
Molecule: messenger RNA, 2210 nt
Organism: Camelus dromedarius (Arabian camel)
Lineage: Eukaryota; Metazoa; Chordata; Mammalia; Artiodactyla; Camelidae
Gene: GPR161
Product: G protein-coupled receptor 161
Exons: 8
Coding region: 515-2104 (529 amino acids)
Biological process (GO): G protein-coupled receptor signaling pathway
Cellular component (GO): plasma membrane; recycling endosome
Molecular function (GO): G protein-coupled receptor activity
Source: RefSeq, a predicted model, not a curated record